CGAAGCUUGAAUCAUCCCUUGUCCCACGGCGACUACUUAAUCGAUGUCCACGGCUUUACCAAUCCGCUCCGUUUGUCCUUUUUAUCAAUCUAUCAAUCUUUGAGCGAACGCCCCUGCCGACGAUAUGCCUAAAAUCAACUUCCGAUUCAAAAAUCUGUUCUCGAGUGCAAAGAUGUCUCGAGAUUCAACUCGGCAUGAUGCCCAAAAGGUAGCCUCGUUCCUUCACGAGGACGAGGCGGUGACGUGGGAGCACUGGGAAUAUGCCCCUCCCAGAGUUCGAGGCUGCUCGUCUCAGCUGCCAGCGGGAAAGCUGGAGUACUCAGAGCUUGCAGAGUCGGUUACAGACUGUUUUUCGUUGGAUUGUCCUUAUUCAUACCACAUUGAAGAUAUCCGCUCCCCGUCUCCUAUUCGCCCUGUGCCAUCUCUCAACACUUCAUUUGACAUUGAGUCUGCCAUGCCCAAGCCAAUGGUUUCACAGUCCUCCUCGCCAUCCGCUGACUCAACAUACGAUUCUUGGAGCAACGCAGACGAGGUCCCAACCCGGCCAACAAGCGCUGUUCUUCUACAGGACUUCCCGCCUUUGUUUAGGUGUCGUGAUUACCCGGCAAUGGGCUUUAUCGAAGAUGUUGUGAUAUUGGAUUUGAACGAUGAUUAUUCCUCAAAUUGCUGCUAUUCGAGUACAAACACCAGCAAAGACAGCCUCGCAGAUUCGGUCAGCCCGAAAUCCCAUCCAUGCAAGGAGUGUCUUGGAUGCAAGGAUGAGCAAAGUUGGUCUACUAUUUUCUGCAGAAGCAGUGCAUCGGCGCCGUUGAUCCGGCAUUCGGAACAGAAUGGUUGGGUCUGAUUGGAUGGUGCGAGGUAUCUGAACCCACACACCGAGGAUCCUCACAUAUCCAGUCCGAACUCCCGCCUGCAUUGUACACUUUAGCCUACGGGGAAUAUGAUUUCUUUAGGCUGUAAUGUCUUAUUCCCGUUUAUUUACUUGUCUAGUGUUUCGUAUGGACGCUCUGCUUGAGGCGUAAUACGGGCAAGAUGACGUCGCUGGCCGUCGUUCCAGUCAUACAGCGCCGAAUGGGCGGUUACACG
Molecule: messenger RNA, 1086 nt
Organism: Talaromyces proteolyticus
Lineage: Eukaryota; Fungi; Ascomycota; Eurotiomycetes; Eurotiales; Trichocomaceae
Exons: 2
Coding region: 125-844 (239 amino acids)
Source: RefSeq, a predicted model, not a curated record